Cydia amplana is the source of this 642-nucleotide messenger RNA. RefSeq lists its product as uncharacterized. The coding region runs from base 17 to 634 and encodes 205 amino acids. The record is from RefSeq and is a predicted model, not a curated record. NCBI's taxonomy places the organism in Eukaryota, Metazoa, Arthropoda, Insecta, Lepidoptera, Tortricidae. The transcript has 5 exons.
AUUGUUGUUAACUUAAAUGGAUUUUGAUUUCUUGCAGGGCCGUGUUAUAAUUGUUUGGUUAUCUUGGCUUAUCGGAGGAAUUUGUGGCGUUGUCAUUUUGUUAGUUAUAGUUUGCUACUGCCGCCUCAUGCCGCGUCACCAGAAAUCUUUUGAUGAGCAGUAUGUGAAGGAAAAGGGCAGCAUCAAAGACGGCCACGCCGCGUACACCAGUCAGGACGGCUACACGAGGGUGAAGAAUGCCGAGGCAAGGCAGGUGCAGGUGGGGCGGCACGCGCGGCCCGCGAGCUACGCGGGCGCGCGCGGCGUGCGCCCGCCGCCGCCCGCGCCCCCGCCCCCGCCCCCCAGGGACCAGGCGGCGCAGUACGCGUCCAGCGGCAUGCUGGACGAACUGUCUACCGGCACGAGCGUCGACGCGCUCAAGACGCGCUCGCUGCCGGCGUUCCUGCGACCCAAGCCGCGACCCCUGUCCACCGAGGACGACCUGCAGCAGCUUUACGCUAAGGUGUCACUGAGCAAGAAGUACAAGAACCGCAUGCGUAGCGAACACGCAGCCAUAAUUGCGCUCAGUAAAUCGCGCAGUCAGUUCUUCGACGCUGAUGCAGUCAUCGUGUACGACCAGCGGACCGCACUCUGACUUCUGAA